This is a messenger RNA of Leptomonas pyrrhocoris, 472 nucleotides long. RefSeq lists its product as hypothetical. NCBI's taxonomy places the organism in Eukaryota, Euglenozoa, Kinetoplastea, Trypanosomatida, Trypanosomatidae. The coding region runs from base 44 to 472 and encodes 142 amino acids. The record is from RefSeq and is a predicted model, not a curated record. The transcript has a single exon.
AGAGGAGCGAACGAAAGCAAGAAACUGCAAAGGAAGGGAAAGCAUGGAGAACAAGGCACCAGGGACGGCCCCACGGCCCGAGGGGUACUCCGCCGCCUCCAACGCGCAGGGCCAUGAAAACUUCUUUCACCCCAAGCAAAAGAUGGGUGCGAAGAACGUGCAGCGCGCUGGUCUGCGCACCGCCAAGACGGUGAGCCUGUUGUUCACGGUGGGCAUAAUGCUCUUUGUGGUGGGCCCCACCUACGUGGGGCCGCUGUACGUGGAGUACGUGGUGGGCAACGAGUGGCUGGGGCGCGCCUCGCGGUCGAUCUGGCAGCGCCGCAACGAGAAGGACUACGAGCUGUACAUGACGCAGCGGAAGAACUCGUGGAUGCAGUGGCUGGGCCUCAAGCGCUACAACAUUAGCGGAGAGGAGAACGAGGGCGAAAUCCAGCAGUACCGGCAGCCGCAAGAGCGCAAGACGAUCCAGUAG